AUGGCGGCGGGGCUCAAAGAUGUGCAUCAUAGGUACAGUCUCAGAUGGCAGGUGGUUAAGGAGCAGCGCGAUUCCGCUGACCUUAUGAACAAGAAGCUGGCGGACAAGGGCAAUGAGCUACGCGACUGGUACAAAAAGCAGUCCCACUCCAUCAUGCGGCAAGAGGAGGUGCUCACCAUGGGCAAGGAAGAUAUUGCUGCCCGGGAAGUCCGCUUGGCGGAGCGCAAAGUGCUUCUGAACACCAAGGAGCAGGACAUCUCCACCCGGGAAGGGAACCUCGAAGCCACCCUCUACGACAAGGAUGAGGAGCUAGAGGCCCUUUUACAGCAGCGUACCAAGGACCUGGAGGACAACCACAAAGCCACCCUUAGCGCGCUUGCUCUUGAAUCCUCAGCUCAAUUGAAGAAGGUUACCGAUGAGCUAGUUGCCGCAUCUGCCGGCAAGACUGAUCUUGAUCAUCAAGUGGGCCAGCUGGCGGAGGACCUAGUCGGGAGCAACAAAGAGAUCGUGGCUCUCAAAGAGGAAGCGCAGAAAGCAGAGACCACCCUAAAGGAGGUGCAAUCGCAGCUUUCCUCCAAGAGCCAGGACCUUGACACUGCCAACAGCACCGUCUCUGGCAUCAAAGCGCGGCUCGGCUCUCUGGAGAAGGAAAUUGAAUCUACCAGUUGCCGUGAGGAACUGUUGAUGACGGACCUGACCAAUGAAAGAACCCUCCAAAAAGAUGCAGAGGACAAGCUUGAGAACCAGAUUCAGCAGCGUGACCUCUGGAUCAAGAGCAUGACUGAUAUCGCUGAACGCCUCACUACUCACAUCGCAAAAAUGGACAUGAAGAGCUGGGCCUUCUGA
Messenger RNA from Aegilops tauschii subsp. strangulata, 846 nucleotides. Lineage: Eukaryota; Viridiplantae; Streptophyta; Magnoliopsida; Poales; Poaceae. The record is from RefSeq and is a predicted model, not a curated record.